AUGGCACCAUCUACUUACUCAUCGACUCAAACAACACAAAUGACCUCUGCAUCAUCGCCAUGUGCUCCUGGAUUUCUUACCAUAACUUUCGAUGAUAUUAUCAAUGCAUCGUCAGUGCAAGGUGCUGUUCCUACCACAUAUCGAUGUUUCAAUUGGGUUAAUGGUUGGUAUGCGAAUGUUUCCGGUUUCGCCGUGACGAAUGGCUUUCGGAGAGCAUUAGUCAGUGGUGCUUACAUUGUCCUAAAUCGAAAUGGAACGUCCAUGAAUAUAACGAGAACUAAUUCCUCGUUUCAUGUUCAUUCAUUCGUAGCAAGUGCAGCUUACCAAGAUCCUUUGCAUUUAUUGUUAAAAGGUAUACAAGGUAGCAGUACAUUAGCAUAUCAACAAGAUCUGCUUGUUAAUACAAGUUAUGCACGAACGAUAACGCUCAAUUGGUAUAAUUUGACGACAUUGAAUUAUCAAACCUAUUCGUAUAACAAUGCGUCGGGAACGAAUUCCACUGGAUUAGGUCAACAGUUUUCAAUGGAUAACUUAAAUGUCACAUUAACUUAA
Molecule: messenger RNA, 552 nt
Organism: Adineta ricciae
Lineage: Eukaryota; Metazoa; Rotifera; Eurotatoria; Adinetida; Adinetidae
Source: the annotation of a GenBank genome assembly